Paramecium tetraurelia is the source of this 696-nucleotide messenger RNA. RefSeq lists its product as uncharacterized. NCBI's taxonomy places the organism in Eukaryota, Ciliophora, Oligohymenophorea, Peniculida, Parameciidae. The transcript has a single exon. The record is from RefSeq and is a predicted model, not a curated record.
AUGGAAACUUAAUAAGCCUAAAAGGAUUUACAAUUUUUAGAGUAGAAAACUGCUAGUCUCUCAUAAAACUUAGAGUAGCUCUGGUUAGAAUUUAAUUAAUAGUAAGAGAUGCUUAAAUUGAUUACAUCAUAAAAUCAAUAUACCAUCUCUAAAAAAACAAAGAAGUUUAAAAUGGUUAUUAGAUUUGUCAUUCCCUACUUAGAAUUGAAGUAGGUAUUUUAAAUGAGAUUCCUAAGCAAGGAGUUUAAAUAGAUUAUAGCAAAAGAAAAAAAAGCAAUUAAUCAAUUGAUUAAUCAUCAAAUUGAGAAAAACAAAGAAAAAUUAUACGAAUUUAAUAUUAUUGAUAAGACUUCAAGAGAAUUAUAUAUGUACAUAGUGAAAUUAAAUUUUUAUGGACAAAAAGUUAAAGAAACUGUUCUUCCAAAAGACUUCUAAUGCAUUUUAAAGCAAAUAAGUGAUCCAUCGUAAAUCUAUGCAAUUCAAGUUGCAUCUAAAUUUCAAUAUCCAUAAAAAAAAAUGGCAUACUAGAAUCCAACAUAGAAAGAAAUUAUAGAUAAUUAUUGUAAAAUCGCAUAUCAUCCAUGGUAGGGUAAUACUAACCUUGUGGCCGAAUUUGAAAAGUAUCGAAAAGAAAUACUAAGAUAAAAGCAUUUAAAGCAUUUAUAAUCAUUAAGACCAGUUGUUGAUAAUUUAUGA